Molecule: messenger RNA, 1680 nt
Organism: Adineta ricciae
Lineage: Eukaryota; Metazoa; Rotifera; Eurotatoria; Adinetida; Adinetidae
Source: the annotation of a GenBank genome assembly
AUGAAUGACAUGUUUAAUAUACGCUCGUUUGUCGAAAAUCAAGUGGAAAGAUUAUCGUCACCGAAGAAUCUUCUCGUUGAUAAAUUUCGUCAAACAGUUGACAAUAUUAAAUUACCAUUCUCGGCGACUGCCACUAACGAUUUGACGACUAAUGAAGAUGCAUUUAAUGUACGUCCAUCAGAAUCUUCAUCAAGCUCAUCUGUUUCAUCUAGCGAGCACACGAACAAUUCACGAUUAAAUUCUCUCAAAUCUACACCCACACCACGCUCCAAUCAAUCAACGUCACCCAAUUCACAGAAAAUCUCGCGUCUGUUACCCAUGACAUCGCCAAUAUCGUCGCCGAAACUUCUGUCAAACUUUAAAACAAUCACCGAUCGUUUGUCGCACCCUCAAAGUAUUCUUCGUCGUCAUGUCUCCGAAUCCAAUCAAACAGAUGUACCAAUAACUUCCAACAAUGACGAUAAAUCUUUCUCUCAGCCAAUCUAUCACGAUAAUCCAACAAUGGAGAUCAAUUUUCGAUCAAAUGAUAACAAUGAUAGCAACACGAUAACUGAUGUAACGACGAAACUUCUCGGUCGAUCACGCUCUCUUAUCCGACAAUCUACUGAUACGACAUGUACAUAUCCAAUACGACGACCAAUGCGCCGAAUGGAAUCGGUUGAAACAGUCGAAAUUCCCGGCUUGAACGGUCUUAAAGCGCUUCGUUACUUAAAUGGUAACUUAGGCAAACUUCAACCAGAUCUUUACAUAAAACAAACGUCACAAACAGAUCCAACAUAUGGCUGUGGAAAACUAACAUUUACAGUCAAUUAUAACCAACAAACAUCAGCACUAAUUGUCAAUGUUGUAUCAAUUGAUAAUCUUCCAUAUCGAGAUGUCAACUCGAAGAUUCUGCCAGAUCCAUUCAUCAAAGUUGUUUUGUUACCUGACCGGCGCCGAAAGUUUCAGACGAAAGUUUCCAAACGAACUCUCUCGCCCCAGUUUAACGAAAUUUUUCAAUUUCAAAUCGGCUAUGAAGAAUUACGUCGGCGAAUCUUACUUUUAUCUGUGUACGAUUUCGGUCGGCCAAGCAAACGAAGUCUCAUUGGCACAGUCAAGAUCGAUGAUGUCUCAUCUAUGCCUGAUAUAACCUCACAAGAUAUAACAUUUAAUCGAAGCAUUGUUCCUGGAACUGAAAGCGACCCUGAUCUCGGCGAAUUAACUGUUUCGUUAUGUUAUUUACCAAACGCAAAGCGGGUCACAGUAACAAUUGUCAAAGCGAGCUCAUUGAAACCCAUGGAUAUCACGGGUAAAUCAGAUCCAUAUGUGAAAGUUAUUCUACUCAUCCAUGGCAAAAAAAUUCGCAAGAAGAAAACGUCGGUUUUGUCAAACACUCUCAAUCCUACAUAUAAUGAAAGUUUAGAAUUCGAUGUCGCUGUUGAUUCACUGUCGGAUACCGAUCUGAUUUUUAAAGUCAUCGAUUACGAUCGUGUCGGUUCAAAUGAGCUAAUCGGCUGCGUUGGCAUCGGCGCGCAUUUCGAAGGGAUCAAUCGUGAUCAUUGGUUUCAAAUGCUAGAACAUCAGCGUGUUCCCAUAACGGAAAGUUAUAAUUUACGUGAAACGAUACCAAUGAUUCCAUGCACAAAUCCACUGACAUCAAUGACAAGUAGCAAAAUCGUGACUUUGAACAUCAACAGUUAA